AUGGCGGCUCCUGAUAAUUUCGAAAGCGCCGAGAAAAACGUCAGUAACUCGACGGGCCCGAACGCGACCCUCCCCGAGCCUUACGUGGGUGCGGCCGCCAUCCUGGAGAACCUGCCGGUCUCCGUGCCCACCAUCCUGACCUACGCCGUCUGCUUCCUUCUCGGCACCGUCGGGAACGUGCUGGUGAUCUUCUCCGUGGCGCGUUUUCGGCGGCUCCGCUCCACCACCAACUACCUCCUGGGCAACCUGGCCACGGCGGACCUGCUGAUCGUGGCGCUUUGCGUGCCCGUCAAGGCGGCGGAGUUCUUCCUGCCGUCCUGGCAGCUGGGCGGCUUCCUGUGUAAGGCCACGGCACUCCUACAGUUCCUGUCCGUCAUCUGCUCCGUCCUCACGCUCACCUGCAUCUCCAUAGAGAGGUGA
Messenger RNA from Branchiostoma floridae (Florida lancelet), 420 nucleotides. RefSeq names its product prolactin-releasing peptide receptor-like. The record is from RefSeq and is a predicted model, not a curated record. Bases 1 to 420 code for a protein of 139 amino acids. NCBI's taxonomy places the organism in Eukaryota, Metazoa, Chordata, Leptocardii, Amphioxiformes, Branchiostomatidae. Gene Ontology annotation, molecular function: G protein-coupled receptor activity; peptide binding. Gene Ontology annotation, cellular component: membrane. Gene Ontology annotation, biological process: G protein-coupled receptor signaling pathway. The transcript has a single exon.